Triticum urartu is the source of this 4606-nucleotide messenger RNA. RefSeq names its product ABC transporter B family member 21. Gene Ontology annotation, molecular function: ATP binding; ABC-type oligopeptide transporter activity; ATP hydrolysis activity. The record is from RefSeq and is a predicted model, not a curated record. Gene Ontology annotation, biological process: oligopeptide export from mitochondrion. Lineage: Eukaryota; Viridiplantae; Streptophyta; Magnoliopsida; Poales; Poaceae. Gene Ontology annotation, cellular component: mitochondrial inner membrane.
UCAUCUACUCAUCCCGCAGUAGUAAUGCGGUCACCAGUCGGGUGCAGUCCACUCCAGUCUCCACCACAGGCGCCAGCGCCACUACAAUAGUGGUAGUAAAUUCGUUGCAACUUGCGCAUCUGCCUGCGUACUCCUGCCGAGCCGAGCCGAGCUGCAUCGCCGCCAUUAUUCAUACCUACCUUUCACACAGCUUCGUGCUGGCCGCGAAUCCUUUGGCUUCGGUGCUGGUGUGUGUGUGUGACCCCUGUCGGCAGGCAGCCAUGGGGAAAGCUGCCAUUUGGCGGUGCUUUUGGACCUGAGCUUCUUGUUCCUUUCGACGCGCCGCUCCUCCUUUGGCUCCCGUGACCCGUUCCUCCUGCUCCACUCUUCUGAUCUGCGCACUGAUUGAUGCCGGCCUCAGGGGAGGAGCGCCAAUGGUAGCUAGGGAGGAGAGAUCGGGCGGCGGGGAGCUCUGAUCUGAUCUGCUGCGGCGCGUGGUAGUAAGUAGAUGGUGGUGCGCCGGAGGCACGCCGUGCUUUGCUGUUUUUGCCGCGAAUCUUGAAGGCGAGCCAUGUCGGAGUCGAGCAGGGCGUUCAAUGUGGACGGCGCCGGGCAGCCGGCAGACGGGGCGCGGGGAGGAGGGAAGCGGCGCCCGGGCGCGGGCGGCGGCGGGAGCGUGCCGUUCCACAGGCUGUUCGCGUUCGCGGACGGCGCCGACGCGGCGCUCAUGCUGGUCGGCGCCGUCGGCGCGGUGGCCAACGGUGCCGCGCUGCCGCUCAUGACGGUUCUGUUUGGCGGCCUCGUCGACGCCUUCGGCGGCGCGGCCGGCGGCAGCGGCGACGUCCUGGCCCGCGUCUCCCAGGUCUCCCUCGAGUUCGUCUACCUCGCCAUCGCCUCCGCCGUCGCCUCCUUCGCCCAGGUGACCUGCUGGAUGAUCACCGGCGAGCGGCAGGCGGCGCGGAUACGGAACAUGUACCUGAGGACCAUACUCCGGCAGGAGAUUGCCUUCUUCGACAUGUACACCAGCACCGGCGAGGUGGUCGGGCGCAUGUCCGGCGACACGGUGCUCAUCCAGGACGCCAUGGGGGAAAAGGUCGGCAAGUUCAUCCAGCUGAUGGUGACGUUCUUUGGAGGCUUCGCCGUGGCCUUCGCGCAGGGCUGGCUCCUCACCCUCGUCAUGGUGGCCACCAUCCCGCCGCUCGUCCUCUCCGGCGCGGUCAUGUCCAAUGUCGUUGCCAGGAUGGCGUCGCUUGGGCAGGCCGCCUACGCCGAAGCCGCGGUCGUCGUCGAGCAGACCGUCGGCUCCAUCAGAACAGUUGCAUCUUUCACCGGGGAGAAGAAAGCGGUGGAGAAGUACAACAAGUCGCUUAAGUGCGCUUACAGUUCCGGUGUCCGGGAAGGCCUAGUCGCUGCCAUCGGCAUGGGCACCGUCAUGAUGCUCCUGUUCUGCGGCUACUCCCUGGGGGUAUGGUAUGGAGCCAAGCUGAUCCUAGAGAAGGGAUACACCGGCGCCCAGGUCAUGAAUGUCAUCUUCGCGGUGCUUACCGGCUCGCUAGCUCUAGGACAGGCAUCACCAAGCAUGAAAGCAUUCGCAGGAGGACAGGCCGCAGCAUACAAGAUGUUUGAAACAAUCAACAGGGAGCCCGAAAUCGAUGCAUACAGCACAGAGGGUAGGAUGCUAGACGACAUUCAGGGGGAUAUCGAGUUCAGAGAUGUUCACUUCUCCUACCCAACAAGGCCCAAUGAGCAAAUAUUCAGAGGUUUCUCCCUUGCCAUACAGAGCGCCAAAACCGUUGCAUUGGUUGGCCAGAGUGGGAGUGGAAAAUCAACAGUUAUCAGCUUGAUCGAACGGUUUUAUGAUCCUCAGCUCGGAGAAGUUCUAAUAGAUGGAGUGAAUAUCAAGGAGUUGCAGUUAAAGUGGAUCAGAAGUAAAAUUGGCUUAGUGAGCCAGGAGCCGGCCCUGUUUGCUGCUAGCAUAAGAGAUAACAUAGCUUAUGGUAAGGACAAUGCGACAGAUCAGGAAAUCAGAGCUGCGGCUGAGCUUGCUAACGCCUCCAAAUUCAUUGAUAAAUUACCCCAGGGUUUCGCUACUUCGGUUGGUGAACAUGGAACACAACUAUCUGGUGGGCAAAAGCAAAGAAUCGCCAUUGCCAGAGCGAUUCUCAAAGAUCCAAGAAUCCUGCUAUUGGAUGAAGCGACAAGCGCUUUGGACACCGAGUCUGAAAGGAUUGUGCAGGAGGCUCUUGAUAGGGUCAUGACAAAUCGGACCACUGUCAUAGUUGCACACCGUUUGACGACUGUAAGGAAUGCCGAUACAAUUGCUGUCAUCUGCCGAGGAUCAAUAGUUGAAAAAGGUCCACACCAUGACCUUUUGAGGGACCCAGAAGGAGCUUACAGCCAACUGAUACGCUUACAGGAAACAAGUCAUGCUUCUGAGGGCGCAAGCAAUCAGAACAAGUCGGGUAGGAAGAGUGAUACUGGGAUUCGGUUAGGCAAACAGUCAUUGGUAAAUCAGUCAACUAGCCAAAGGUCAUCUCGGGAUAACAGUAGCCAUCACUCAUUCUCAGUGCCAUUCGGCAUACCUCAUGAAAUUGAUGUUCAGGUUGGCUGCUCGAAGAACAUAACUGAUGAAAUACAACAGGAAGUGCCCCUCAGUCGCCUGGCAUCCCUUAACAAACCAGAGGUCCCAGUGCUUAUACUUGGUUCUGUUGCUUCUGCUAUCAGUGGAGUGAUAUUCCCGAUCUUUGCAAUACUUUUGUCGAAUGUGAUCAAAGCAUUCUAUGAGCCCCCAGAAAUGCUAAAGAAGGAUGCUGCGUUUUGGUCAUCCAUGUUCUUGAUAUUUGGUGCAGUGUACUUCGUGUCGCUCCCUGUCGGCUCAUACUUUUUCUCGGUGGCUGGGUGCAAGCUCAUCAGAAGAAUCAGACUAAUGACUUUUGAAAAGGUGGUCAAUAUGGAGAUUGGAUGGUUUGAUGACCCACAUAACUCAAGUGGCUCAAUUGGGUCAAGGCUAUCGUCAGACGCAGCAAAAGUUAGGGGGCUCGUGGGUGAUACACUUCAACUGGUUGUGCAAAACUCUGCAACAUUAGUUGCUGGCCUGGUAAUUGCUUUCAUAUCAAACUGGGAGCUAUCUCUUAUCAUUUUGGCGUUGAUACCACUCAUCGGCCUGAAUGGAUGGAUCCAGAUGAAAUUUAUCCAGGGAUUCAGUGCAGAUGCAAAGAUGAUGUACGAGGAGGCAAGUCAAGUGGCAAAUGAUGCAGUAAGUAGCAUAAGGACAGUGGCCUCAUUUUCAGCUGAAGAGAAGGUGAUGGAUUUGUACAACAAAAAGUGCGAAGGACCGCUACAAACAGGAAUCAGGACAGGAAUAAUAAGUGGUAUUGGUUUUGGAGUUUCCUUCUUUUUGCUGUUUGGAGUCUACGCAGCAAGCUUCUAUGCUGGUGCUCGGCUUGUCGAGGAUAAGAAGACAACAUUUCCCAAAGUUUUCAGGGUGUUUCUUGCUCUCACAAUGGCAGCAAUCGGGGUAUCGCACACUAGCACCCUCACCUCAGAUUCCUCCAGAGCAAGAUCAGCCGUAUCUUCUAUAUUCGCCAUCGUGGACCGUAAAUCGAUGAUUGACCCAAGCGAUGACGCCGGGGUGAAUUUAGAACCACUAAGGGGCGACAUCGAGUUUCGGCACGUGAGGUUCAGAUACCCGACCCGCCCGGAUAUCCAGAUCUUCGAAGACCUGUGCUUGACAAUCCAGUCAGGAAAGACCGUCGCGCUUGUCGGGCAGAGCGGCAGCGGCAAAUCGACAGCAAUAUCGCUGCUGCAGCGAUUCUACGACCCUGACGCGGGCCACAUACUUCUGGACGGGGUGGACAUCCAGAAGUUCCAGGUGAGGUGGCUGAGGCAGCAGAUGGGGCUGGUGAGCCAAGAGCCAGCCCUCUUCAACGACACGAUCCGGGCAAACAUCGCCUACGGGAAGGAAGGGGAGGCCACGGAAUCGGACAUCGUAUCUGCCGCGCAACUGGCGAACGCCCACAAGUUCAUCAGCUCACUCCAACAGGGGUACGACACGGUGGUCGGGGAGCGCGGCGCGCAGCUGUCGGGAGGGCAGAAGCAGCGGGUGGCGAUCGCGCGGGCGGUGGCCAAGGACCCCAGGAUCCUGCUGCUGGACGAGGCGACGAGCGCGCUGGACGCGGAGUCGGAGCGGGCGGUGCAGGACGCGCUGGACCGGGUGGCGGCGAGCCGGACGACGGUGGUGGUGGCGCACCGCCUGUCGACGGUGCGGGGCGCCGACGUGAUCGCGGUGGUGAAGGACGGCGCGAUCGUGGAGCGGGGCACGCACGAGGCCCUGAUCGCCGUCAAGGGCGGCGCGUACGCGUCCCUCGUCGCCCUCCACUCCGCGGCGGCGCCGUCGUCGUAGCGCCGCUCCAAGAGGGGCGCUCGCGGAAUUGUUGGGGGUGGCACGCCUGGUAAUUAUUACCACGUUCGGUUCAGGUGUCAGCUCGCUGUGAAAAUGAAACCCUAUCCGAAGACCUACGCACGAACGCUUUAUAUUUCUUUGUUAGAAAAAGGAACAAAAAAGUUCUAUAUAGGAAUAACAAUACCCAAAUAUUAUCUUCUAUCAAAAUAAUCUUACUCUCUAAAA